AUGACGGAAGAAUAUAACCAUCACAUGGACGGAAAGCGGGACGACGACGGCGGGGCUGUAGAGUAUAGCGAAGACCUCCGUGACGGGGAUGGCGAUCCCGGGGAGGACGGGUACGACGAUGACGGGUCUGGCGAGCCUUUAGAGCCGGAAAUUGUGGGAGUUCCGACGUAUGACGGGGCGUACACGCAGUAUGACAUUUACGGAAAUAUGUUCGAGGUUACUGCAAAGUAUGUGCCGCCUAUUCGGCCAAUCGGGCGUGGAGCCUACGGAAUUGUGUGCUCGGCCAUCAACUCGGAGACUCAGGAGGAGGUGGCGAUCAAGAAGAUCGCCAAUGCCUUUGACAACCGGAUCGACGCCAAGAGAACGCUGAGGGAAAUCAAGCUGCUGCGACACAUGGACCACGAGAACGUGGUGGCCAUCAGGGACAUCAUCCCCCCUCCAGCGCGCGACACCUUUAAUGAUGUCUACAUCGUGUACGAGCUCAUGGACACUGACCUGCACCAGAUCAUCCGGUCUAACCAGCAGCUGACGGAAGACCACUGUCAGGUGUGUGUACAACACUCUGGCCCUGGGUGUACACUGUAA
Molecule: messenger RNA, 585 nt
Organism: Closterium sp. Naga37s-1
Lineage: Eukaryota; Viridiplantae; Streptophyta; Zygnematophyceae; Desmidiales; Closteriaceae
Source: the annotation of a GenBank genome assembly